CGAUGACCUCCGGCAAAUCAGCUGGUUCUUAUCAGGACAUGUGCUAUCAUCCUCUAUCGGCCGUAGACUUCCCCGCUACCGACCGACCAUGAGUAUAAAUUGAGACCCAAUUGCUCCGGGGUUUUUCUCAAUUGCCAACUCAAUCCUGUUUGUCCCCACGAAGUCUACGAUUCCUUUGCCACCAUGUCCUUCAUCCCUUCCGCGGGCGUGCUCGCCCUGGCCGCUGUGCAGCUCAGCUCCGGUGUGCUGGCUGGCAUUGACACUUGCCCCUCCGACAGUCCUCUGAGUUGCUCGGCCGACGACACCGCUUCUUGCUGCUUCAACUCCCCUGGAGGAUCCCUCCUCCAGACCCAAUUCUGGGACUACGACCCGUCCGAUGGCCCGACUGACUCCUGGACCAUCCACGGACUUUGGCCCGACAACUGCGAUGGCACCUACCAGGAGUACUGCGACGACUCCCGCGAGUACAGCAACAUCACCGCCAUCCUGAAGGAGCAGGGCCGCACCGAGCUCCUGUCCUACAUGGAGGAAUACUGGCCCGACUACGAGGGCUCCGACGAGGACGAGACCUUCUGGGAGCACGAGUGGAACAAGCACGGAACCUGCAUCAACACCAUCGAACCCAGCUGCUACUCCGACUACUACGCCCAGGAAGAAGUCGGCGACUUCUUCCAGCAGGUCGUUGACCUCUUCAAGGGCCUGGACUCCUACACCGCCCUCGCCGACGCCGGCAUCACUCCCUCCGAGGACGCCACCUACACGCUAACCGACAUCGAGGACGCCCUGGCCGCGAUUCACGACGGCUACCCCCCGUACAUCGAGUGCGAGGACGACGCCCUCUCCCAGCUAUACUACUACUUCAACGUCCGCGGCAGCGCCAUCAACGGUACCUACGUUGCUGCUGAGAGACUCGAGGACUCCAAGUGCCCUGACUCUGGCAUCAAGUACCCUCCCAAGUCGAGCAGCAGCUCCGGCUCCGGCUCCGGCUACGGAUACAAGAAGAGGGCUACUCGCAAGAGAAGCAUCAAGAACUAGAUCUGUUGGGAUACGAUCUAUGAUAGCUGGUAGAUAGCUUCGGAGAGAUGGAGAUGAAGGUG
Aspergillus ibericus CBS 121593 is the source of this 1097-nucleotide messenger RNA. Its product is annotated as T2 family ribonuclease. Gene Ontology annotation, biological process: RNA catabolic process. The record is from RefSeq and is a predicted model, not a curated record. Lineage: Eukaryota; Fungi; Ascomycota; Eurotiomycetes; Eurotiales; Aspergillaceae. The coding region runs from base 184 to 1035 and encodes 283 amino acids. Gene Ontology annotation, molecular function: ribonuclease T2 activity; RNA binding. The transcript is spliced from 6 exons. Gene Ontology annotation, cellular component: extracellular region.